Molecule: messenger RNA, 7280 nt
Organism: Nematolebias whitei (Rio pearlfish)
Lineage: Eukaryota; Metazoa; Chordata; Actinopteri; Cyprinodontiformes; Rivulidae
Gene: hivep2a
Product: HIVEP zinc finger 2a
Exons: 13
Coding region: 1-7233 (2410 amino acids)
Biological process (GO): regulation of transcription by RNA polymerase II
Cellular component (GO): nucleus
Molecular function (GO): RNA polymerase II cis-regulatory region sequence-specific DNA binding; DNA-binding transcription factor activity, RNA polymerase II-specific
Source: RefSeq, a predicted model, not a curated record
AUGGAGGCCCAUGAUUCUGCUACCACAGGUCAGAAAUGCUCAAAAAAGGAAAUAGUGAAGGAGAAAGCAACUCUGCAAAGAAAAUGGGCGUCUGAGCCUACUGCAAACACCAAACAAAGCACUUUUGCUGACCAAGAGCUUAAACAUCGUGAGAGUUUGCCUGGUGGUGCAACGGGAGGAUCAGCGCCCCAGCAGAAGUACGCAAUCACAGGGAAUUCUGCUAAGCUGCUGCGUGGACCCUCUGCAGUUGGAGCCAUAGGUGGUCCACCAUCCCAUGACUCUCAAGGACCCUUUGCACAGGCUUUUCCAAGGGGCUACUCCUUCCAGCUGGGUCAGCCCUACCCUCAACAUCCUCAAACUGAGCGCUUUGUCUCAGGAGCCAAACCACAGCCUGGCCUAGAGGCUCAUGCCUGGCCAUUUGCUGGCCAAUUACCUUCAGAUGACCUGUACCCUGUAGGACAUCCAGGCCAUACUCAUCCGCAUGGGGCAGGGAGGUUUCCCCGACAAAAAUCUCCUAGUUUACCAAGCUCGUUUGGACAGUAUUCCCAACCAGGGUCUGAGCAUGCAGAGGAGGGCUAUGGAAAAAAAGAGCAAAAGCCAAAAAAGCCUGGCAAAUAUAUCUGUCCCUACUGUCAUAGAGCAUGCGCCAAGCCCAGUGUCUUGAAGAAACACAUCCGCUCGCAUACUGGAGAAAGGCCAUAUCCUUGCAUACCCUGUGGCUUCUCUUUCAAAACCAAAAGCAACCUUUACAAGCAUCGCAAAUCUCACGCUCAUGCCAUUAAAGCUGGGCUUGUACCUUUUUCAUCAGAGCUGUCUGUGGCCCGAUGUGGGGAUGUGGACCAUGCAUCCUCAGUUGGAGAAGCAGAGGUGCCCUCAGAUGGAGAACAAAGUACAGACACGGAUGAAGAAGGUGUUGAUGCCUCCACCAUGUUGAUGGAUAAGAACAGCCCUAUCCCGCAGAUUUCAUUUGAAGCUGACAAGAAUGCAGGUGGUGCUGAGCCAGCAUAUGCAGAUUCAGCUGAAGAACUCUCCAUUGGAUCUAUGAAAGUGCCUAUCCUCAUUUUUCCCAAGACUGGGGGCAUUCCUCCCACUGGGAUGGAGUGCCCUCCAUUUCAUGACAUAAAAGGGUCACAUCACAUGUUGGGGUCAAAGGCAGGCGGAAGAGCACGCUCACUGGAUGACUCCCCCACUGUUAAACAACGUUUGGCCCUAAAACUGAAUGACAAAGGGCUGGAAUCUGAUCCAGGCAUGUCCCAGUCCCUUAACCUCCUCAGUCCUCAUAGCAAAGGCAGCACGGACUCUGGCUACUUUUCUCCCUUCGACAGUGCCGAGCUCCAGAUAAGCACUCCAAAUACUAAUGUCAAGACGUAUGAAGAGAUUAUGUUUGGUCGGACUUGGUACAACCGACCCAAUUCCAGGACAAGACAGCCUAUCACAGUGGGCAUGGCAGGGGCAGACCCUAGCAGUCUUGUAAGCUUAAAACAGUCAGGGGCUAUCCCAGAUAUGGGGAAAACAGUUGAAGAUCAUGUCUCUCUUAGAGGAAAUCAAGCAAUCUGUGGAGAUGCCAAGCAGUAUCCAACUGGUCCCUGUCAAAGCAAUACAGGACUUCUGGAGCCUCCAUCAGAUUCUGCAACUCUUAUUAGGAGCAACUCCAUGCCAAGUCCAUCUCCUCCUAACCUUAGUGCUCCUCAAGGGAUUCGAGGAAGUGUCUCCUUCGAUAAUAUGGCAGCACCAGAUGAUGUGUUUUACCCACCCGGUCAUCCCAGACUCAAAAGACAGACUGCAUUUGAACAACCAGGUAAUGAAGCCCACAUAGGAGAGACUGAGGGUUAUGGACACAUGGUCAAGAACUUUACCUCGUCUCUGGGUAUGAAGAUCAGUGAGCGCAGCCCAGGAGUCCCAGAGCAAAUUGCUUAUAGCCCAUACGGUACUAAAGUCAGCAUGUCAGAAAUAGCCACAAGAAAAAGGCGAAAAGAAAAGAGUGUAGGAGAUGAUGAAGACAGCCCUGGACAUUGUGACAGUAGCUGUAGUGGUUCGGUUGAGAUGAUGGGGGACUAUGAGUUUAAACAGGGAAGUUUUGAUGGAUCAAGAGGAACCCCUACAGGUAAAGGCUCUUUUCAUAGUGCUCACAGCCAGUCUGACAGUUUUGAUACCUGUGCCAGUAUGUGCUCUGAGGACAUGGCAUUGUUUACUGAUUCAGAGGGCAGGAAAGCAGCCAAGAAUGCCAUAUCAGUUAUCCUGCAUACAGACUCUCUCAGGCGUCCAAAUUCUUUUGAGAAAUCAGAAUCUUUUGAGCAGCCAGGAAACCAGCCCUCAAAUAAAGCUCCAACUAGUCAGUACUCAGAACAGUCUGAUACAGAUAUCUUUGAAGAUGCUCUGAGUCCUGAAUCUGCACUUCUUAAGACUGAAAGCAUGGAGCAGCAGGUACAAAGUGACAGGGAUCUGGCAUCCCUUUCAUCUUCUUCAGCUGCUCCUUCACCUGGCCAACCAUACCCCAGUGCACACAGACUGGUCCGGCAAUCCAACAUACAAGUACCUGAGAUUAGAGUGACAGAGGAGCCAGACAAGCCAGAGAAGGAUACAGAAGCUCCAGUGACCAAAGAAGCAGAGAGGCAGCAGCAGCAUGUUGAGGAGUUCCAACUUCCUCAGCGAAGUGACACUUUGUCUCAGAUGCCAACAGAAAAGCUUCCACCUAAGAAGAAGCGGCUGCGCCUUGCAGAUAUGGAGCACUCAUCUGGGGAAUCAAGCUUUGAGUCUACCUGCACCAGCCUUUCCCGUAGUCCCAGUCAAGAGAGUAAUCUAUCCCACUCGUCCUCCCUUUCCAUGUCCUUUGACCGAGAGGAGGGUCCCAAGUCUGUCUCACCAACCAAACAGGAGGACUCAUUGACUUCUGGCUUUGGAGCGAAGCAGUCAGAGUUCCUGACUGUUCCCGGCAGUGGCUAUUCCAGCCACCACCAGCAGAGGGAGAUGAGGAGGUCUUCGUCAGAGCAGGCACCUUGCACGCUGCCCACAGAGCUACCUGAAAUGCGCAGCAAAUCUUUUGAUUACGGAAGCUUGCCCUCUUCCAGACAGGGGGAGCUCUACAGCAGUGCAUCUGCAAUGAAGGAACGUCGGCGUGGAUAUCUUGUUCGACAGGCUUCGCUGAGUGUUUAUCCAGAGGCAGUCCUUCAGGAACCAGGCGGAGCAGAAAUGUCAAUCAAACAGGAGAGUUUUGAUCAUGGGACGUGGCCUAGCUCAUCUGGAUCUCCACACAGUAGCAUCGACCAGCCCAACAGAACCAAGAGAGCUGGAGCUAUAGGAUCUCACCACCAGCACAGCCUCCAGCAGAGCAUCAGUGAGGACAGUCUGCAAGAUGAACCGUUCUAUGGAAGGUCCCAUCAGCAUCAACUCCAAGCUCAGAGCUCCUCAUCUGAGGGAGAACAUCCAGGCCAUGAUGGCACAAACAAGGAUUUAAUCCAGCAGUACCAGAGUGGCGCCCCAUUCUUUUCCAACUCACAGCCGAGUCUCUUCUGGAACCAUGAGUCCGAACAAGCAACUCGACAGCAGCAGACUCUCCAGGCUCAACAGCAACUCGUAAAGCUGCACAUCCGAUCACAAGGCAGCCUGCACAAACAGUCACUGCAGCAGCUCCACCACGACCCACUGCCGUACGAUGGAAAAUCCGAAAGCUCACAGAUUUACACACCGUCUUUCUCAUCUCGCACUUCGCCUUUGUCGCAACAACAGCAAAAUGUAGGUGUGCUGUCCUCUAAGCCCUCCAGCUCAACAACCCCCUCUUUGUUUCUGCAACAGAUUCAGCCGGUCUUUGCUACCCACAGUCUGGGCUCCCAGGCCUCUCUGCCUAGUUUACUGGUUCCUGUGAGGAUGCAAACCAACAUGCCAUCAUUUGGUAGUGCUAUGUAUACAAGUGUGAGCCAGCUGAUAGGUUCCUAUGGUGCAGGAGUACAAGCCUUAAGCCCUGACAGUACUGGUGCCAGCAGCAUGUCUCCUCCACUUGGUGCUGCGAGCACUGGCAAGCCGUCUGGAAGAGUAGUGGGAGGCAUAAGUGGAGCAGGUUUCAACUUGUCCCUCCUCCUUGGUCAAGUUGAUGCUACAGCACUGCGCUACCCUCUGCCACCUGAGCAACACCUGAACACGGGUAUCCCACUGUCACUUACAUCAGGUACUAUAUCCAUCACUGACGCCUCAGCAUCUGGUAUUGUAGCCAGCAAACGUAUGCUCUCCCCUGCCAGCUCACUCGAGCGCUUCAUAGAGACUAAACAGCAGAAAAGAGUGAAGGAAGAGAGGAUGUAUGGGCAGAUCGUCAAGGAGAUGAGUGCCGUUGAGCUGAGCGGCGCUGAACGCUGUUCCACAUCUGAGAAGCAGCAAGGGAGAGGUAAGAGUAGGAAGAGUGAAGAUUCAGUUGAUGAGUCUGAAAGGAUGUCGUCCUCUCCUCCACUAAAUGGUAUCCCCACCAAAAUUGCCAUUCCUGUCCGUUCCCCAGCCCCUCACCUUUCUGAUGUACCCCGGGCUGAAAGCUUCACCCCACCUCUCCAAAUCAUCACAGAUCAUUCACUAGUUCCAGAUGGACGAGAGUCCCCAGAGGAGCUCGAUGUGGACAAAUCGCCCCAAGAGUCCAGCUCCAGCCCGGAGCCCAUGCUCUCCUGCAAUGACGCAGACGACACCGACACGCAGCCCACAUUAGUUAAACCCGCUACCAUUCAAAGUGCAGGAAAACCAGGAGCUCGGACUCUGCUUCCUUCAAACGCGGCUGAUGCUCCGCAAUUUUUCCAGUUCCCGAGCCUGCGCACCACGAGCCACGUCAGCUGGUGCUUCCGAAACUAUACCAAACCCAAUAGCACUCCGUCUGCAACUCGUAGUUCCGUCUACAGCUCAUGGUGCGUGAGCUCGUACAAUCCCAAUCCUCUGAGCCUCACUACAAAAGCUGCACUGGCUCUAUUCAGGUCCAAACAGAGGAGAAACACUGAUCUGAUAUACACGCUGGCAGCCAUAUCGUCACCCAGCUCUGGGAAGCUGGUUUCAUCCGUGGCCUGGAAGCUGCGGUUUGAUCAGUUAAAGCCUGAGCUGAUGCCAGUCGAUAUAAGUCAUUUUGGGAGGAAGAUGAAGGGAGUGGCAUCAUGGGACCGCUCAAAGGAUGAGCAGGUAGAGAAGGAGGUGUCGGUCAAGCAGCCGUCCGCCGAACCGACUCGCAUCAAGAUCUUCGAAGGCGGGUACAAGUCCAACGAGGACUACGUUUACGUGCGCGGUCGCGGCCGAGGUAAAUACAUCUGCGAGGAGUGCGGGAUCCGCUGCAAGAAGCCCAGCAUGCUCAAGAAGCACAUCCGAACGCACACCGACGUGCGGCCGUACGUCUGCAAGUUCUGCAACUUUGCAUUCAAAACGAAAGGAAACCUGACGAAGCACAUGAAGUCCAAGGCUCAUAUGAAAAAGUGUCUGGAGCUGGGAGUCUCCGUGUCCUCGGUUGAGGAAACAGAAGCAGACGAAGGAGAAGACGACGGCCACAGAUUGUCUGAGAAGAUGUCCAGAGUCCCCUCGGCAGAGCACCAGUUCUCUGACGCCGACGAGUCGGAGGGCGGUGAGGAUGACGAGAUCGAUGAUGAAGACGACGAGGACGACGACUACGAUGGUGACUCCACCCCUAAGACUCGUUCGCGCUCCACCAGCCCGCAGCCGUACAGCCUGCCCUCCCUGUCCAUCACAGCCGUGGCCGCCUCCCACUCUGGUCCUCACCUGUCUCACCAAAUGGCGUCUGACCUCCUGGGACACGCCAACAAACCACCCCUGUUUGGUUACUUCACCACCGUGCCCAGCAUCCAGAUCACCCCACAGGCUCCACCCACCGACCCCUUGGGGAGGGAGCACGGUCUUGUUGACUAUCAGCUGGGUCCGGAGCGAAGCAUGCUGCAGGUCCCAUCCUCCUCUUCCAUGGAUGAAGAACUCCCCAUCCCCUCCCCGGAUCUGUCCUCCCCCUCCUCCCGCCUUUCCUCACCAGGGUUGGACCACUCCGGCUGCUCGUCCCCCAUCUCCCCGUCAUCGUCCCCCUCAGCUCGCCGUUACCUGUCACCCCGUGCAGGACACCUGUCACCCCAGCGGGACGUCUCACCUCUGCGUCACAUCUCCCCCAAGAGGGACCUGGGAUACCGUAGAGACCUCUCCCCAAGGCGGAGACACCUCUCUGUGCUGUCCCCCCUGUCCCAGCCCAUGUCUCCAGGAGGCCGAGACUAUAAGCGUGACCUUUCACCUCGAGGACGGCCCAGGGGGAUAAUCCGGGCCGUGUCUCCUCGCCGAGGGCUCCAGCAGCACCUCCACCAGCAGAGCCAGCAGAGCGGAGCUCGAGGUUCGAGAUCGGGUCAUCAGACGGGGGUGUUGGACUUCACUCUGGGUCGAUGCAGCGCCGGUGCAGAGAUGAAAACGGAUCACCAUCCGGGUUCUUUGUUGCCCGGGGAACGAGACCAGGGUUCGGGUUGGGGGAACCAGUCCGGUCUGCCCCACCAGGUUUUGUUCAGUCAUCUUCCCCUCCAUUCUCAACUCCAGGUGCGUUCUCCGUUCCCGAUGAUCCCCAUCGGGGGGAUCCAGAUGGUGCACUCUGUCCCGCCCGCCGUCACCACCCCGCUGGCCCAGCAGGGGGCGGAGCCAGCCGCCUCCCGCCUCCUCCUGCAGAAGAGUGCGUCAGAGGACUCCGUCGGCGGUGAAGCGGCCUACUUCUCGGAGCGGGGGAGACGAGAAGGAGAGGUGGGUGAGAGGGGGAGGGAGUCGACUUGUCCUCACCCCUCCUCGCGGGAGAGGGAAGGGGGAGGAGUUAGGCAGGAGCAGGAGGAGACCAUCCGCACCUGCACCAAGGCCAUCGCCUCACUCUGCAUUGACUCCCAGGAGUCUGUCACGAGAGGAGGAGGCAGCAGGGGGGAUGAUGGGAGAACCAGAGGCCGAGCUCCUCCCUCCUCCCCCUCCAUGUUGUCCUCCGACUCCCAUCAGCAGCAGCAGAACUCCACAUCGCCCCCACCUCACCCCUCCCCGUCUCCUCCUCAACCUCCUGGGAUUCAGCACUUUAGUGGCCUGAAGCUGAGGCCUCCCCACCCGACCAUCCCCACCUCUCCUCACUCCUCCUCCUCCUCCUCCUCCUCUCCUCACCCCUACAGCCAAGGACUGGACUCAUUUCACCCUCCGACGGCCUCCAUCAAGCUGGAGAACGAUCCGGAGGUGGAAAGCACAAAAAGAAACAAGGACGUGUCGUAGGACGAAGCGAUUUGUUUGUUUUUUAUCGCAGGACGGGGAAAAGUGCA